UGAUACCCACAAAUUCCCUCCACAUCUGACAGCCAUCAAAACCGUGGGAGAAUCGUACAAUUAGAUAACGAUAGUCACUUCUACUACUUCUACUACAGUAACGCAAGAAAUGUAAUUCGUUACUUUCUACCUCUUUGUCCAGAGAUGUCACAAUAUGUUCAUUUAAGGGCAUUUAAAAACGCUUCCUAAGUCCCUCACGUUAUCAUCUUCCCAGCCAAGUCCACUUUCGCUUAUGUAGCUAAAACAGCCUUUUGGGACACCGAGUAUGAAUAAUUAAAAAAAAUAGCUGUAUCCAAAAAUUAUCCUAAAACGUAUUCACUUGCCCACGUCGCGCUUCUUGUUUACGAUUACAAAAGCUACUUCCUUGUUUACAUCAUUCUUCCUUCUGAUUGGUCCACUGAGAGCACUAGCGUAUAUUAAAUAGGGUGCGUUUGAUUUGGACGUCGCACGGAUGGUGCGCGUCACCGCCCACCUGGCGUUAUAGGAAAAGACUAUAAACCGAUUGCAAAUAAAUAAAUAAACGCGGAAUAGGCUUCCAUUGAGGUACCGAACUCCCAACAGUACGUUCGCUUCAUUGCUUGUUCCUCUGACCAACAUCAGCACGUUGUCGAUGGUAGUCAGUGAUUCCCCGGAGGAUCUGUGAAAUGUUGCCCAACUCAACCUCUGAUUGUAGUCGUCGAGCAUCCACCAAGACGCCGUGGAGGAGCAUCCACAACUGCCAUAGAAAUGUGGCGUAGUGCCGGUUAACUGCAUCUGCUUCAGAUGUUGACAGAUCAGAUUUAAAAAGGUAACAGUGGCUGCAGGCUUAAAGAUGUCUCUACCACUGGCUAUCCUGGUGGUCCUCUCUGUACUGGAGAUUGGAGCCCCCCAUAUUGGACCUGAGAUGGACCCGUACAAAACCUUAGGAGUCACCAGAGAUGCAAACCAGGCUGAGAUUAAGAAAGUAUACAAGCGCCUGGCUAAAGAAUGGCAUCCUGACAAAAACAAAAAUCCUGGUGCUGAGGACAUGUUUAUCAGGAUUACCAAAUCAUAUGAGAUCCUAUCCAGUGAGGACAAACGUGCCAACUAUGACCACUACGGGCAGACUGAUGACACCCAACCAUAUAGCCACUACGGUCACAAUUUCAACUUUGAGGAGUCCUUCUUUAACUUCCCAUUCAACAACAAGAACCAGCGGGAAUUUUCUGAUGGGAAGUACUUGCUGCACUUCAACCAGUAUGUCAGUGACGUGGUGCCCGACAGCUUCAGGAGACCAUAUCUGAUCAAGAUCACUUCCGACUGGUGCUUCAACUGCAUUCACAUUGAGCCUGUGUGGAAAGAGGUGGUGCAGGAGAUGGAGAUGCUAGGUGUCGGAAUUGGUGUGGUGGAUGUCGGCUAUGAGAGACGGUUGGCCAACCACCUCGGUGCUCAUCGCACGCCAUCAAUCCUUGGCGUCAUCAAUGGCAAAGUGACAUUUUUCCAUUAUGCUGUAGCAAAGGAACACCUGAGGCAGUUUGUGGAAGACCUUCUCCCUCAGAGACUUGUGGAGUGGGUCAGCGACAAGAAUGACCAGCAGUUCUUGAACAGUUGGCACCAACUCAACAAGCCGCAUGUGCUCCUGUUUGACCAAGUGUCUAUAGUUCCUUUACUUUACAAGCUGACGGCGUUUGCAUACAAGGAUUACUUGCAGUUUGGCUAUGUGGACCAGGGCCUUUCUGAGACAGCCAAUCUGCAGAGACAGUUCAAUAUCAACACCUAUGCCCCCACUAUGCUGGUUUUUAAAGAGAACACAGACAAGCCUGCUGACAUCAUCCAGACUAAAGGAAUGAAAAAGCAAAUAAUUGAUGACUUUAUGUCAAACAACAAAUUUCUCCUGGCACCAAGACUGGUGAAUCAGAAGCUUUUUGACGAGCUCUGUCCUGUCAAGCAGUUCCACAGACGAAGGAAAUACUGCGUGCUGCUGAUUACAGGUGACGGCGAGAGCUUUUCUUUAGGCAACCAAGCCUUUCUGUCUUUCGCCUCGGUCAACACGAAGGAAGUCGUGAGAUUUGCUUAUGUUUACCAACAACUACAGCAACCGCUUUGUAACAUCCUGAUGACCAGCAAGGACGGCACACAGCCACCACUGCCACCACAGGUGGUGAUCCUGGAGAGGCGCAAUACUGCUGGAAAGGCCUUUUUCAAGCCAGUGAGCACUUGGAACGGCAGUGAAGAAGACAAGCAGCGCCUAGUGGAGGAGUUGGAGCGACUCCAGAAGGACCCGUCCAUUCUGAUUCAUGAUGCCAUACUGCCUGUGCUCAACAAUGAGUUUGCAUCUAUGUUUAUUAUCCAGUGGAUCUCUGCAUUUUAUGAUUACCUGUCUGAAGUCAUUGAUGACAUCCUGCACAACAACUGGCGUGAGAUGAUGCCUCUCCUGUCCCUCAUCUUUUCUGCCUUAUUCAUCCUGUUUGGAACUGUGGUCAUCCAAGCAUUCAGUGACGCAAGUGACGACAAACGCUCAAAACCAAAAGCAAAAGAUGGACCCAAAACAGAAAAUGGGUCACCAGGAAAUGCAUCAAGUCGGCCCCCCAAGAAGAAUUUUGUUGAGGUGACCGAGCUGACAGACAUCACCUAUAUAAGUAAUCUAGUGAGGCUGAGGCCAGGACACAUGAAUAUUGUACUCGUGCUCACGGAUGCAUCCAAGAACAUCCUGCUAAGCAAGUUCGCCAAAGAGGUGUACUCUUUCACUGGGAGCGUGACACUGCAUUUCUCCUUCCUGAAUACAGACAAGCACAGUGAGUGGAUGGGUACACUGCUAGAAAGCGUGCAGGACAGCAUGCAAAUCGACACAUGCGAGGAUGAUGCAGGCAGCAACGGCGGCAACUACAAGAUGGACUACACCGGCUACGUGCUGGCACUCAACGGACACAAAAAGUACUUUUGUCUCUUUAAGCCCGUCUACACUGGGGAAGACCUGGGCAACAAGGCCAUGGAGGACAAUGGGACUACUACGUCAGUGCGUCGGUCAAGGUCGGCUUCACGUAAUGAUUACCCGUCACGCAAGUCGACCCGCUCUCGCAGCACGUCCACCCUACAGAUCCACCACAAGCUAGACCGCUUGGGGUUGUGGAUGGAGAGGCUCAUGGAAGGCACCUUGCCUCGCUGCUAUAUCCCCGCCUGGCCAGGACUUGACAAGAUCACUCCCAGUAAAUAGACAGGGGCACGUUCGGAGUACAGCAUCUCAUAAAAGUGAGUACAUUGUUUAUUACUGUAUAUUGUCUCAACCGACAAUACUAGAGAAAGUAAACUUGGAUAUACUUUAGAAUAUUCAGUUUACAGCUAGUAUAUCAGUAUAGAAUAACUUGACACACAGCCAUUAUUGUCUUGAUAGGUGGCAACGCAAGUGAGUACCAAGAUAAUUGUGUUUUUCCUCCAGUCAAGCAUGGUGGUGGUAGUCAUGGUCUGGGGCUGAAUUAGUGCUGCCAGCACUGGGCAGCUGUGAUUCACUGAGGGAAACAUGAAAUCCAGCACUUACUGUGAUAUUGAAGCAGCGUAUGAGACACAAUUUGGCCAUGUUCACUGUGAGCUGGCCUCUCUUGUGUUGCCAUCUAUGGUAUACUGCUAUGCAAGCUGUACAAGGACUAUUCUGAUGUACAGUCAUCCCUCGCUACAUCGCAGUUCGAACAUUGCUCUCUCUAUCCUAGUUUUUCAAAAUUAAUUAAUAGUUGAUCACUGUUUUGUUGUUGACUAUGGCCUAUUAUUAGUCAAAAAAUAUUGAAAGACAAGUUCUCUCCGCUUGGGAAUCUGUGUGAAGUUUGCAUGUUCUCCUUGUAAGUGCGUGGGUUUUCUCCGGGUACUCCGGUUUCCUCCCACAUUCCAAAAACAUGCAUGAACACAGGAAAUGGUCUUGACAAAAUAAAAGUCUAAACAGGAAGUGAUGCAGAAAAAAAAGGAAAAACACAAGAAAAAAAAGGAAAAACACAAGUCCAACCAUUUAUUUUGCUUUUGUAUGAUUUUUUGUAUGAUUUGAAUUACAUUAUUAGCCAUUAUUUCCUACUGUUAAUGCAUUAUACUAUUCCCUAUAGCAGGGGUCACCAACGUGGUGCCCGCGGGCACCAGGUAGCCCCCCACGACCACACGAGGUGCCCGCAAGUCUGCUUUUCAUUCAGGUUUACAGUUAAUAAUGAAAGAACAGUAGAAAGAAAUGCAUUCUGAAAUACAAAAUGUGAGUUGUGGACACCAGCAUUUUGUUAAUGUUCUGGUAAAACACGCAUAUUCGCUUUGUUUGGGUUUAAAAUAAGCUCUGAAAAUAAAUGUUACAAAAAUGAGUAGCUCAUGGCCAUUUUCAUUUUGUAAAAGUAGCUCUCACAAGGAAAAACGGUGGUGACCCCUGCCCUAUAGCAUUUUAACAACUGUAAAACUAAAUAAAAUUGACAUAUAUUUGCACUCUCAGUCAGGGGCGCCGUAAAUCGCCCAAAAUAUAGAUACAAAUUAAAAUAUGAUCUAGGUUGAGAUUUUUCUUUUCUAAUACACCCAUAAAACAAUCCAUAAAACAAUCAAAAACAAUCUCUUUGUUUUUCGCAGUAAAAGUUAAAUCCACAUUGACAAAAAGUAAACAUUAAUAUUGACAAACCACCCCCUAUAUUUAUGUACAUGAAAUGGUUUGGUCCUGCCUUAGCACACAGACCAGUGACGGUGCUUUGUAGCUACAAGAUAUAUAAAUAAAUACAUUUUUCAAAAAGAAAAGUGAGAAACGAGAGGGAAGAAAGGCAAAGUAGGAGAUUGGAUAGUACUUACUUACAGUUCCAGAAAUCGAAAAUAUUCUCGAGAGCAAAAAUUUUAUAUUAUUACAAGCCUUGAAGAAGGAAAUGAAUGAGAUACUGUUGAAGAGCGUACUGCAUUACAAACAAUGCAAGAAAUUAGGUGUCUGCAAUCACAAACAGCAAAAUUACUCAAAAAUAAGGCAUGAUUUAUUUAUUUUUUGUCCCGUCCAGCCAUUUGAGCAGAUAGUAUUGUUGAUCUAAAUGCCUAAGUGCUCAACAGAUUAGCUUUGCCAGGGAAAAGUGUGCAAUACACUUCCCCUGUUAUACAGAAUUUAUUUGACUUUUAUGUUUUGUUGUUAUUCAAAUUUGGAGCGGCCGGAUCGGAGCAGGAGGGGAUUGGGAAGAAGAAAAAAGAAAGCAGAGGGAAGUGUGAGAAUAAUAGGGGGACAAAAAAGAGAGAGACAAGGACAACAGCAACAACAACAACAAUUGCAACAACAAUAACAAAACAACAGAAACAAACAGGACUACAUCAGCAAAUGUCUGUGACCACUAUGAACACCCUGACGGAAAGGACAAAAUAAUAUCAACAACCACAAUGAUAACACUGUAUUGAAACAGUCAUACAUAUUAGUAAUAAUAGUCGUAAUGAAAUUAUUAACUAUGGUAGUGAUCAGAAUGACAAUAACUGUAAUGCACACAAUUUUAAAAAAUAUAAUCAUAUUGCCGAGAUCACCGUCACUGCAAUAAAACCAACAACAUAAAAACACCUUGGUUAACUUAGUGAGUUAUGUGGGGAAGUACAUAUGUACUGUGAGUGUGCAUAUGUACGUGUGUACAGGUAUCUUUGUAUGUGUGCAAGUCUUUAUGUACAUAAAGGUGCGCGAAUGUGUGAGUGUGUAAUUGUCACUGAGAAUGCAUGAAAGGAGAGGGACUGCCUCUCACCACCCAGCAAGCUCCGCCCCACACAGCCAGGCCGAACCCCCACCAUCAGAAAGCCACCGGGGCCACAGGGGCAGGCAGCACAAAGACCAGCUCCCCAAGAGCCAGCCCACAGAGCCCUCCCUCCCGGGAAGACCAGGAAGGGGCCGCAGGGAGGCAAUCCCAACAAUAAACAGGGCGCGGGCAGGCCGGAGGACAACGAACCCCUGAGACCGACGAGAGAUCACACCCCACAAGGACAGACGGGCACCGGGGGCCACACACUAGCAGGCCCAGAGACGCCCCCGUGGGGGACUGGCGGAAACGCCCCCCACGCCCCCACCCCCGACCCCCAGGGAACGGAGAAGGCGAGACCAGCAGCAGACCAGCCACCGCACCCCGCCAGCCACCGGAAGCCGGACCACCCACCCGCCCCCAGAACCGACGGCGCACAUGCAGACAGCGGCCCAGCAAAGCACAAAGACCGGCAGCAACAAACGCCCAAGCGCCCGGCAGAGCACCACCCCACAGGCAGACCCAGCCUCAGGUCACACGCUCCCCACCCCCUGCCCCUCACCAGGGCCUAUGGUCCCCAUGAGUAGGACCAAGCCCCAACCCACCAGACAGCCCGGGGCUCCCCCAGAAGCCACCACAGCACAGCAACCCCAAACUACCACGGCAUGCAGGCCACCAGUAGCAUGGGCACUGCCCCCCGGAGACUGACGAAUUCCCCCUAAACGUGCAGAAGUGCCCACAGCCCAGGUCAGACCAAGUGAAGCACUGCAAGCCGCGGCAUCAGCCAGACAAAAACACCCCACAAGCUAGGCCACCCCAGGCGAGCCACAGCGCCGCGACGGCCAGCGGACAAGUCCACAGCCACAUCCCCGAACCCGCUCAGCGGACAGGCACUGUGGAAUAGGCAGGCGAUACCCCAAUCCAGCCCACUCCACCCGUGUAUUUGAUAAAAUGGGAUUGUGUCUAUUAUGCAAUUAAAAAUAUAAAUAAAUAAAAGAGGACAGCUUUGAAGGGCAGCUUUCUGUGUCCCUGAGGGGUGUAUUUGUGUGCAUGUAUGUGAUAGGGAUGUAUGUGGAUGACAGCUAACGAUGCAAUUGAAAUUGGGGGACAGCUGAAGUAAGGUGGACCGCUCACCUGCCCAGCCCCCCCAAACCCUAAGUGUCUAUUGUGCAAUUAAAAUUGAGGGGCGACAGAGUCAGAGGCAUGCCAGGGGCAAAGGAGCCUCCGCAAGGCAACUCCACUCCACGCCACUCCCGACCGUAGACCACCCCCCAAAGUCCUAUAUGUGAACUGGUGCAGUGGAACAGGAAGGACGAGGGACCCACAUGCCCAUCCCCCAACACCGCCCAAACCGAGCGGGGGGGACCGAGGACACAUGACUGACAAACCACUCACACAGCACAGGCUCGAGCAAGUUACGGGCCGCAGGACACACCACAGGCCCUACCCGCCAGGACACCCAGUCCGGCCCGCCCACCCUCCCAGAGAAGGUACACUCAGCACUCCCAACACCAGAGCCCCACCAGAGGCAGGGUCCACAAUGCCACCCCCCAACUGCCAAACACCAUGGACCAGCCACACUCCCUAUGGCAGACACGACCGCCACCAGACCAGCAGGAACCACGUCCAUGCGACACACACAACCACGGCUGAAUUAGGCAUGAUUUUAAAUGUCUACAAUCACAGAUUUUAUUUCAGAACAAAAGCCUCAUCGAAAUGAUAAUUGGGGUCUAUGGUGAUGUCAUAAAUCUUAUGGAGAAAAACAGAGCACUGAGCAAGGAUACCAAGGUGCUAAGAGAAGAAAUCGAGGAGUUACAAGAUGAAAAUGCUGCCUUGUGCAUUGCUCUUAAGGUUAAAAACCCAAUAGAACAGAGCAUUAUGCAAUGAUAUCAAGGUUCUACAGGAUGAUAUUAAGGCACUAUUGAAGGAUAAUGCUGCCUUGCGCACCACUCUUGAGGAAAAGAAAGAAGCAAAGGAAAAUAUCACUGAGCAAAUGAGAAAUAUAAUUGAUGAUAUGGAUCAGAAUGCACGAAUGAAGAAAAGUAUCCUCACAAGGCUCCGAAUUACACCCAGGUCAAAAGAUAGGCCAACCCAAAACAGAGGAGAACCAGAUUAAAUGGAUGUUCCUUCAACAAAGCAAAAAUGAAAUUCCUACAAUCAAAGGAUGUAGAUAUCAACACCAUUGACACCAGAAACAACACCUGUCAUCAUUGUUAAAUUCAUCAACAGGGAAUUCAAAACUGCACUGCUGAAACAGGGAAAAAAGCUGAAAGGCACAAACGUCUAUAUGAAUGAGCAUCUGACAAAACGGCACCCUGACAUCGCCAAGAAAGCGCGAGACUUGAGGAAGCAGGGAAAGAUACAAAGCAUUUGGAGCACCAACGGUAAAAUCUUCAUCAAGCUAAGUGGAGGUCCAGGAAAACAAGCAAGAGUGCUUGUUGUCAAAGAUACCAGCGAUCUGGAUACAUAUUAAACAUCAUAUUACCAUAACAAGGAAAAUAGAGGAUACAACCUGACAAAGGAAGAACCAUGCAGUUAAAAGGAUUAUAUUAAAUAUAAUUUGACUUUGAUAUCAUCGUUGCAAGGGCCUGUUCAACACUAAAAUUGGGGACCCAUGUAUCUACAUUCAUUGACACUCACAGUACAACACUAAAGACAGCAAGAAGUGGUUCUGGAUAUCAACAGGGGAAAAAGAAAGAUUUUGUUUGUUUGUUUUGUUAUAUAAAAAUAAUAAUAAUAAUAUAUAUUAGCAAUUGAUGUGAUACGGAGAGGGGGUAGGAUUAAAUAAACUCUGAUUCUUCCUACUCCUUUUCGGACAUGUGGAAUUGUGAAUUGUAAAAUGAAGCAUUCAGUGUAAACUGUAUGCAUGUUUGAAAUAAAUUAAACCAUAACCUUGAGACGCUUUCUCUAAAACAUAAUCAUCAGGUUAGAAAUCUGGGGGUAAUGGACUCAGACCUGAACUGAAACAGCCACAUUAAAUCAAUAAAAUAAUCAGCUUUUUACCACCUAAAAAACAUUGCCAAAAUCAAGGGAAUAGUGUCUAAGCCAGAUGUAGAGAGACUAAUCCAUGCCUUUGUCUCCAGCAGGCUAGACAACUGUAACAGCCUUCUCACUGGGCUCUGUAAAUGAGCUGUAAAACAGCUGCAGUACAUCCAGAAUGCUGCUGCUCGAGUCCUAACUAAAACCAAGAAAUAUGAGCAUAUGAGUCCAGUACUCUGUCACUGCACUGGCUUCCUGUCGAUCAGAGAAUAGACUUUAAAACAGGUCUGCUUGUGGUCUUUUCAUGGUCUUGCGCCAAAGUACAUCUCUGACAUGUUAGAGCCACAUAAACCAUCUUGGGCUCUGAGAACCUCAGGGGGUGGUCUCCUGCGGGUGCCCAGAGUCAGGACUAAACACAGUGAGUCUGCGUUCAGUUUUAUGCUGCCAAAAUCUGGAAAAGCCUUCCAGAAGAUGUGCAACAAUCCUCGAUUAUGACAUGUUCUAAUCCAUGCUGAAAACAAUAAAAGCACUUUGAAUUACCUUGUGUAUGAAUUGUGCUCUAUAAAUAAACUUGCCUUUCCUCUAGUAAUGUUAAAAAACAUCUUUAGAAAGUCUUAAACAGGUUUUCUAUGCUCUAACUACGAAAAUGUUGUUUACUAAUAUAAUAUAAUAUAAUAUAAUAUAAUAUAAUAUAAUAUAACCGCUAUAAAUAAGGGGCGACUGCAUAUCCAAGUCUAAUUUCUAUAGGAUUGUCCUUUUAGAAGAUAUAAUAAAACGUUUGCUUAACUAUGAGGGGUGUACUCAUUUUUUAUAAGAUGAUGUAUUGUUCACUGAAAAGGCUGUGCUGACAUGACCUUUCUGCAUUUCUAGGCAUGUUUUUGUUCUGUACUGUAUUUUAUGCUGCUGGGGCCUUGUGGACAGAGAACAAACGUGCUAUUCAUACUGGCACAAUACUGUGAACGUUAAUGCAUGUUUUGUCUUCAGUUAAAGAUUACUAUGGAUCCUCCAAUAUUAUGUACCGCACUGUUGUGUUGUGACUAUACGAAUGAACCUCAGCAUUUUUUGUCACUUGUUUUAUGUGAUUGUCCAAAUUUUUAUGUCAAUGUAGCAACCAAAACCCACAAGUAGCUUGAUGUAGCCAAAUAAAGUUGGAAAGAAAUGAUCACAUUUUUCAUUUCUAUUUUUUCGAGUUAACUCCAUUAUCCUGUAGAUCAUGAGGGCAAAUACUUUUGUUUAUACAGGUAUAGUGCAUGCCCUUCAUCAAUAUUUCAAGCUGUAGUUUUUAUUAAUAUCACACGUUCUUACAACCUAUUGCACAAUGAAUCUGUCCACCAUUUAUUCUUUUGUUGGUGAAAAAUAAAAGGAUUUAUUGUUCAUACCGUAUUUGUUUGCACUCACUAUCCCAUAGACUUUGAAGAAUCCUAAAAAAAAGUACCCUUUAGAAAUCCUGGGUAAAAUUUAUGCCAUUCAGUGUUUUUAAUUUUCCAGCAAAGCUACACAAAAUCUGAUGAUCCUUCAGAUUUCAAUUUGAGCUACAGUACCAGCUUCCAGUAUUUUAUUUUUAUUUUACUUAUUGUGCUUACGGUGCUACUUUUUCCCAUCCAAAGCGGCCUUUUAAUGUUUUCUGCAAGGGUGCCUGUAAGGUUCAAGCAACCUAAAACAUUCAAAGCACAAUCAAACAGAAGACAGAAAACAAACAAGAUUGCUUUUACUCGUGAGGAGAACGGACAGAGAUGUACUCAGUUUACAACCUCCACCCGCUCUGAGUAAACUCUGCCAUCUCCUCCCUUUUAUUCUGUUAGGGCGUUCCCUAGUUACACAGAGCACAUUGCAGCUCUAAGGAGGGGGAAGCACACAAGCUGCAACGUGUCAGCACAUUCUCUAUAUAACUCUCUACGUGUGUGUGUGUUUACGCACAAACAAACAAUCAAGAGUGUGCAACUGCUGUCGUGCAGCUGGCUCAGAAACAGGAAGUUCAAAAGUUCAGGUGGACAGGAUGACACAGCAACUGUGUGUCUGUGUGUAUAAGAUGAAAGUACAUCAUAAAUCCAACAGUUACACCGGAACAUUCCAAGCAUCUCUGUGCUUUAGCAGUUCCUGUUUCUUCUUCUUUAUGGCUGCAGGAAUCACCUUACUUAGUGCACACACACAGAGGUUAUAGCAGUUCAAACAAAGGAAGAUACAUUCUUUAAGCGAAUAUAUGAUAACAUGUAUAUACAUUUCUCUCCUGUUUAUCAUGUAUUUGCUCAAAUUCUCAUAUCAUUCUAUAACCCUUUCCUUUCAAAUUUUCAGUCAAGAAAUCAUUUUUUAUGAAAACAAACAUCAAAUGUGACUUGUACUCAUAGUCACCUGGUCUGGAAACCGAUCAGGCAUGUGAAGGUCAUCCUCCAUGUCUAUAGCUGUCUCCAUCUCUCUCUUUCGUUCCCUUCCGGAUCCAACAACAAAUACAUGUGUGCCAUUUUAGUUUCCAUGGGUAGAAUAGCUGCAUUUAUUAAUUUGUUGAAUAGACCACACACACACAGGGAAUAACACAACAUCCACACAAGGUCAGAAUGGCUGCAAAAACAGCAAUUGAUAACAAUAGAGAUGACACCAAGGAUUUGUACUUGCCAAACGUGUUGAGCCAACUGUCCCACAAUGAGGUAUCCACCCCAGAGUGUUCCUUCAUCUUACCAUUCAGGGUGCGGAGGCCUUCAAUCGCCUGAGUCAGGCUGCCAUCAGCAGCAGUGUUGUUACGAAUGAAGGUACAGCACCGUUCACCAAACAUUGCACACACAUCUCCUCCCUUUGUUAACAACAUGUCCACCACAAUCCUAUUUUCGUAAGGCAUCAGAAUGUAGCUUUGAGAUGAUCUCUGACAGCCUCAAAUCCAUACUGUGUCCAGUUACCCAAUUUUUGAACAUUGUAGUGGAUGUAGUUUAUUCUGUCUAUGUUUUGUUGAUGGUGAUCCAUGGAAAAAUGGAUUCCCAUCCUGCCGCAAUUUGAUUUACUAAUUUAUUUUCAUCAGGCACUCCAUGGGGAACACCAAUGGCAUCAGUGUAUAUAGGAUCUUAUCUCCUAACCACUGUGGUUGUGUUUGGACCAAUAGUCAUUUGGAUGGAAUUGUUAUAGGCCCAACUAAUAAUCCAUGGUGUAUGUACUGUCUUUGAUGUGCUUCACUUUGGCCUAUCUGUCAGUGGGGUUACAUUGGUGGCAACUGUGUCUGGAUUUUUGAGGUUAUUAGUCUGAUCCCAUACAAGCAGCCCUAUGUCCAUUAUGAACAUAAUAGUUAUCCAUCGCCCUACAAAAUACUUUGCUCUUAUUACCGUCAUUUCGCAGAAAACCUUAGGAAUUCCCGCCUCUAGUAGGAUUGGUGUCUUGUAAUUUCUUCACUGACCGUCAGGUAUCUUCAGACUCUAUAUGUCUGCACCCACCUUGAUGUCAGAACUUUGCUCACCUUUCCCGUCGGGGCCCUUUUUUACAAUGUUAAAUGUAUCCAGGUUAAUCUUUCAGCUAUUUUUAGUGCAGUAGGUGUGGUCAACAGUACUUGAAACGGUCCUUCCCACUUGGGUGAAUGCCAGUGCUUCUUUUUUAUGCUUUUGAGAGGACCCAAUCGCCUGGAUGAACUAACUGGGUUUCCAGCUGGGAGACAGAAGAAUCCUCAGCAGUUGCACAUAUAUUAUUUUGUCUUUCCAAUAAGCGCCUCAUAUAGUCGGCGAGAUUAGAGUCAUCAUUAGUUUCCCAUUGGCUUUUGAAGUACGGUAGUUUAUAUAGUCUUCCAAAUAAGGUUUCGUAUGGUGUUAGUCCAUUUGAAGCAGUUAUAUUGAUGUAUACUUUAACGAAAUCAAGACAUUGCGUCCAUGGUCUCCCUGUUUCCUCCACACACUUUUUGAGUCUAUAUUUUAUUGUGCCGUUCAUUCGUUUCACUAGUCCUGCGCUUUGAGGGUGGUAAGCACAAUGAUUUUUCAGGUUGAUAAGGAACAUUGUUCCUAUUUUCUGUAUUAUCUUGUUUACAAAAUGGGAGCCAUUGUCUCUAUAAAUCAUUUCAGGUAUACCAUAUUGUGGUAUGAUAUCUUUACACAGUGCUUUUGCCACUGUCAAAGCAUCAGGAUGUUUUGUUGGAAAGACUUCUAUCCAUUUAGAAAAAGCAUCUACAGUAUGAUGACCAAACAAAAUUUCUUUCCCUCGCUUUUGUUUAGCUCUAAGAAGUCCAUAUGUUUUACUUGGAUAAGGUAUUGUGGUGUUGGAAAAUGACCACGUCGUGGGCGCAAAUUGCCUUGCGGAUUGUGCUUUGCGCAUGUUAGGCAGGCUCUACAAAAAUGUUUUGAAUAAGAAUUAAAGCCAUAGGUAGUAAAAUAUUGAUGUAUAUGACUAACCAUCCCUCCUGUUGACACAUGUGACACAUCAUGGCUCAAAAUAGCCGCCCAUUUAUAUAAAUUUUUGGGUAAAAUAGGCUUCGAGUUUUGGUCUCAAUACAGUAGAUGCCGUCUUUUAGUGUAGCCCCUUGUCUUUUCCAAAUUUCAAUUUCAGACGACAGACUUUGAGGUUGCAUGUCUUUGAAAAUAUCAUCAUCUAGGUGUUUUUGCUCUACUGUUAAUACAGUUAUUUCGUUGCCAGCAGCUGCUUUAGCCAUCUUGUCUGCAAAUGCAUUUACCUUUUGUGAUGUCAUCAGUGCCAUUUGUAUGUUCUACACAUUUGCAAAAAGCAACCUUUUGUGGUAGCUGAACUGCAUCCAAUAAAUCUUGUAAUAGUUGAGCAUGCGGAACUGGCUUGCCUGUUGAUGUAAUCAUGCCUCUUAAUGUUCCAAUAUUGCGCAAAUGUGUGUACAGGUGCGUAUGCAUAUUGACUAUCAAUGUAGAUGGUUACCUUCCUGCUUUUCAUGAGUUUACACGCUUCAGUUAGGGCUACCAAUUCAGCAACACUCUGGCUACAUGUACGAUGGUUGCCAGUGUUUUGUCCGCCGAUUGCCUGCAUUUUCAUCUUGCAACUCCUUGACUUCUUUUCUUAGUGCUUUGAUAGACUUGCUCUGUGCUCUAUUUUCUUCCAUAAUGUUUGUGACACCAUUACUGACAUCCAGUAUGACUUCAUAGAGGCUACUGUAUUCAGAUUGAAUUUCGGUUUCCAGAAUCAAUAUAUAGUUGUAUAUGAAGUAAAAUGUUUCUUUGCUAUUGAAAGCAGAUUCUCAAUUGCUCCCAUUAUUUGUGCUAGAGUAAUCGCUGGUGUCUUGCAAAAAUCAUCAAAUUCUGGAGUUGUUUUUUUAUCCACGACUUUAUCGAAGUUUUGUGUCAUGCUCUUGAUAAUAUCUUGACUUAAGAGUCUUGGAGUGUUUUUUUUGUCCGAGUCCUCUUCAAAUCCUGGAGUUGUUUUUUUUUUAUCAGGAAAUCCAGAGUAAGUAUCUUUUUGCUUUGUGUUUGGAAUUGUCGCUAGUCGACCUCUUAGCUUGACUUGCUAGCAGGUAUCGACACUUGUAACUAGUUUAUUUCAAGGAAUCUGUACCUUUCGCCUAUCCAAGUUAAAGUUGGAGGAUUCAGCAAGCAGUGCUGAUCUUGUGUUCAUGAAGUGUAGUCAGGAAAGCACCAAAAUAGUUAAAAUUUCCAAUAUUUUCAACAGAGCUCCUGCCAUACACGUCCUUCCCAGUCAAGGGAAAAAAAUAAAAAAGAACUCCAAUGGAAAAAAACAGUCACAUGCCGCGAACUAGUGAUGCUGGAAACGCGGAGUGCAGGUAGGAUUGCAAGAAUUAUAGUGUGCCUAAAGCACUUAAUGUGCAGUUUCAAUCCUGCCUGGCGCAAUGGCACUUCAAUAUUACGUGUCACACUCUGAUAGACUUCUGGCUGCCGUCUUCCCGCAACAUAGUUUUAUCCAUUUAAUCGAGAAAUAUCGUCACAUUUUUUACAUUUGAUUUAAAAGUACUUAUAUUAUAUGGAUAUUUAACUGGAAGUAUUUACACAAUGCAACAAUUAUUUCAGUAAUGGCAUUGUUCAUACAUUUGAUCAUAAUCUAAAUUAUCUUUAUCUAAAUUAUCUUUAAUUAUCUUUUAGUUGACUUCUCAUUAAUUCAACUACUCACCCAGGGAAACAAAUUAGCUUUAAGCUAUAUUGUGUGGGUGUCCAGCGCAAUAUUCCUUUUAAGUCUCGUCCAAUGUCCUGUUUAUUUACAACAAGCAGUGUUAUAAAUCUGGGCUACCAUUAUGGGUACCUGGGCUACAGCCUGGCCAACAACUACAGAUGCCUCAGCUACUGAUGUAGUUUACCAGGCUACCACCAUGGCUAACAGGACUACAGCCAAUUACAGCUUUCCAUCAUGGCUACCAGAGCUACAACUUGGCCUAUAACCACUGCUAUCUGGACCACCAUUGUGGCUACCUAAGCUCCAGCCUGGGCUAUCUGGGCCCCCAUCACAGCUACAUGGGCUACAGACUGGGCUAUUACUACGGCUACCAUGGCUACAACCUGGGCUACCAUCACAACUACCUAGGUCACAACCACAGCACACUAAGCAACCGCCACAACUGUUGGAGUCACAAUCUCAGAUACCUGGGCUACCAUCAAAGUUACCUGGGCUAGCAAUGUCUACAUUAAACACUCAAAUUCUGAUUUAGGACAAUGCAACACACUGACACGAGCAAUGGGAACAACUGCAAAUAAAAAUUUUACUUCUGUAACUUCUCCUCCAUGAUUCACCACCUUAUCGUGGUGGAGGGGUUUGAGUGCCCUAGUGAUCCUAGGAGCUAUGUUGUCUGGGGCUAUGUGCCCCUGGUUGCGUCUCCCAAGGCAAACAGGUCCUAGGUGAUGGGCCAGACCAAGAGUGAUUCAGAAGACCUUAAAUAAACGCAAGAGGGACCGCACCUUGCCCGGACGUGGGGGAAGGGGCUCGCAGGCGAGCGUGUGGUUGGGCCUUCACCGGUGGUGCCCGACCGGGCCCGGCCCAAAGAAGCCACACGGGACCUCCCCCCCGUAGCAUAAGGGUCUGGUGCAAUGUGGGCCAAAUUUGGUUCUUGGGACAUGGAAUGUCACUUCUCUGGUGGGGAAGGAGCCCGAACUUGUGCGAGAGGUUGACACAUUCCGACUAGAUAUAGUCGGACUCACCUCGACCCACAGUUUGGGUUCUGGAACCAAACCCCUCGGGAGGGGCUGGACCUUGUUCUACUCUGGAGUUGUUGCAGGGGAGAGGUGGCGAGCUGGUGUGGGCUUAUUAAUAGCCCCCCGGCUCGGUGCAUCUGUGUUGUAGUCAUCGCCGGUGAACGAGAGGGUCAUUUCCCUACGCCUUUGGGUUGAGGUAAGGGUCCUGUCUGUCAUUUGUGCGUACGCGUCAAACGGCAGUUCAGAAUACCCAGCCUUCUCAGAGGGGUGCUGGAGAGCACCUCAACUGGUGACUCCAUAGUUCUAUUGGGAGACUUCAACGCACAUGUAGGCAAUGACAGUGUGACCUGGUGGGGCGUGAUUGGGAGGAACGGCCUCCCCGAUCUGAACCCGCGCAGUGUGAUGUUUUUUGGACUUCUGUGCAAACCACAAUUUGUCCACAAACAUUGUUCACAAACACCAUGUUUGAACAUAAGGAUGUCCACAAGUGCAGUUGGCACCAGGACACACUAGGCUGCAGGUCUAUGAUCGACUUUGUAGUUGUAUCAUCAGACCUGCGUCCGCAUGUUCUGGACACACGUGUGAAGAGAGGGGCUGAGCUGUCAACUGAUCACCACCUAGUGAUGAGUUGUAUUAGAUGGCGGAGGAGGAUGCCGGACAGACCUGAGAGACCCAAACGUGUAAUGAGGGUGCGCUGGGAACGUCUGGCAAAGUCUCCAGUUCGUCGAGUCUUCAACUCUCACCUCUGGCAGAGCUUCGCCUGUGUCCCGUGGGAGGAUGCGGAUAUUGAGUCCUAAUAGGCUGUAUUCCGUGCCUCCAUUGCUGAGGCAGUCAAUUGGAGCUGCGGCCACAACGUGGUCGUGGCGACAAGCCCAGAACCCGAUGGAGAACACCAGAGGUCAGGGCUGCCGUCAAGCUGAAGAAGGAGUCCUAUCGAGCAUGGAUGGCUGGUGGAAUUGCUGAAGCACCUGACCCGGGCUGUUCAUGAACCGCCGUGCUGGUAUUGUUGUUGUUUUGGAUACAGAAAGAAGAAGUGGAAAUGACACGCAUUUCAUCAUGACGUCCUUCAUGCGUCGAGACCUCCGUGUGCCGCUGUUUUGAUUGGGAUAUCCUGAUUGAUUACAAUUACCAUGUAUACAGGAAUAACCCUGUUUCGUCACGCAUGUAAACGAGUUGUUCCGAGUGUUUCACAAAAUGGAAUAUUUACCUUAACCCGAAUAUUGACUGCAUGUAAACAUACAGUACUCAGUGUUGUACACUAAAACACUGAACAAGAAGCUGCUGCAAUACUUUCUGGAGCCAUGGUGCCAGUGUCCCAUUAGCUCCAAAAUUUUUGGUUACAUCUUAAUACAAAGAAAACUGCUUGUAUGUUUUUUUCACGACACAAGGCUGAUGUCCAACAAGCAUCUGUUUUAGUGAAUGGUGAAAGUUUAGAUGUGGUGGACCAAUUUAAGUAUCUCGGCGUGGUCUUUGACUCACACCUAACAUUUAAGCAACAUGUUGAAAAAGUCAGAAAUACAAUCAAAUUUAACUUGCCAAAUUUCAAUCAUGUAAGACCUUUUCUGACGUUUGAAUCAGCAAAAACGUAUAUGCAAGCAAAGAUUUUCACUCAUAUAACCUAUUGCUAUACAACUUGGUCACAUGCCAAAGAGAACACACUAAAACCUAUCAAGUCUCUCUUCAAGAAAACAUUGGAAGUUUUAGAUAGAAAGCCUCUUCAGUUUCAUUAUUGUAGUAAUCUUGGUAAGUAUAAUAUGUUAGACUUGGACAAUUAUCAAAUGUUCUUACAUGUCUGUCUUGUCUAUAAGGUUCUGAAUGCACUCGCCCCUCCACCAUUACAGGUUUUUAUACAGAAGAAUACACUAAAAACGGUGGUUAAAGGCAAACCAGUCGUGUGCUCACGGGUAAUGUCCAUUCCAAGCUGAUAAUUGUUUAUAUUGCUUAACAAUUUGUUUUAUGUUUACUGUAACUGGUCUAUACAGUUAUACAGGUGUAAUGUUGUCUGUAAAUGUAUUUUUGUUUUAUCUUUUUUAUGGUUUUAUGAUGUUUUAUGUGUGGUGUCAUUUGUAAAUGUAUGUGUUUUAUGGUGCCUGCCUUAGGAAAUUAGAUUAAAUUUAGCUAUUGAAAAAUGACAAAUCUGGUCUUUUGGAGCAUCUAUUAGAGCGAUUAAUGGCUAAGUAGUGUGCUGAGGACGUGUUUUCAAUGCAGUGUUUCUGGAUUCUGCUCCCCAUCAUGGCGGCCAAACCCGUGCAGGACAUAAUACGGAAGUGGAUGCCGAGUCGGCCCUCCUGUUCUGUAGCCUCCUUGCUCAAAACAAUCUUGGCACAACAGCUCUCGUGAUUCUGAAUGCUAACCCGACUGCAUAGUAUUCUUUUUUUUACAUUUUCACAGUAUAUAUGAGAAAAAUACACAUUUUACAAUUGUUGAAUUAAAUCAACCAAAAAUAUCUGCACUGCUUUUUGGGUGUAUGACACCAAUACCAAGGGAAUUGUUUCAUGAUGUGUGCGAUUCCAUUGCUUCUCGUUGUCAGCGGUGGCUGGACCAGAACGAACAUCAUUUUGGAGAACAGGCGUUGACAAAACACUAAAAUUAUGUUUGUAAAUUAUAUUACAUUUUGGAAAUGGAACGAAACAUAAUAAACACCUACUUUACAAUUAUUUCAAGUGUGUUAUUUUGGGACACCUCGUAUAUAUAUAUAUGUAUGUAUGCAUGUGUAUUUAUUUAUUUAUUUUUAUUUCAGAGCAAGGU
This is a messenger RNA of Dunckerocampus dactyliophorus (ringed pipefish), 18442 nucleotides long. RefSeq names its product dnaJ homolog subfamily C member 16-like. The coding region runs from base 812 to 3172 and encodes 786 amino acids. The record is from RefSeq and is a predicted model, not a curated record. Lineage: Eukaryota; Metazoa; Chordata; Actinopteri; Syngnathiformes; Syngnathidae. The transcript has 15 exons.